ACAAAAUACACGCAAAUGUUGUUUUUGCUCUACUGAUACUACCUGUUUAAUGUGCCUUGCUGUGAUCGAUAGCAGAACAAACGUUAGUUCAAAAACAUAUGUAUAUCUCUGAUUAAAAAUCAGUAUUUUGUUUUGUGAUAAUACAUAGUUUGUUUCAGAUGGAUACAGCAGAGAAUUUACAUUUUCAAGACAAUGGCUUAUUUAUAGAAGCCGUUCGUUCUCGGCCUAGUUUAUGGGACAUCCGCCAAAAUUCCUACAGGAAUCAAACGUUGCGAAACAAGGCUUGGCAAGAAGUUCUUGGAGAACUUGGUCUUGUGGUUUCUCAAGAGAAUAUAAAAGCCAUAGGAAAGCGAUGGAGUUCCUUACGGUACCGUUACAGUAAGUGGAAAGAAUUCGGUACUAGGAGUGGGUCAAGUGGAGAGAAAAAAUAUUUUCCGCACUCGGCACAAAUGGCAUUUCUGAAUGACUCGUUGCAAACUCGGAGGUAUGUAUAUAUGUACACACAUGCAUUAUUACACAGUACAACAAAUUUAGAGCCUUU
Rhagoletis pomonella (apple maggot) is the source of this 541-nucleotide messenger RNA. RefSeq lists its product as uncharacterized. NCBI's taxonomy places the organism in Eukaryota, Metazoa, Arthropoda, Insecta, Diptera, Tephritidae. The record is from RefSeq and is a predicted model, not a curated record. Gene Ontology annotation, cellular component: nucleus; transcription regulator complex. Gene Ontology annotation, biological process: regulation of transcription by RNA polymerase II.